Molecule: messenger RNA, 849 nt
Organism: Dioszegia hungarica
Lineage: Eukaryota; Fungi; Basidiomycota; Tremellomycetes; Tremellales; Bulleribasidiaceae
Exons: 2
Coding region: 1-849 (282 amino acids)
Source: RefSeq, a predicted model, not a curated record
AUGGGUGACCGUUCCGCGCAACACAGAACCGAAGUGGCGCGUGUGCCUCCUUCCGUCUGCGAGACGAUCAAGGAAGCAACGGAUGUCUUUCACAGGUCCUCUCGCUUCGAUAUCCUUCGGAACAUGGCUAGGAGCGAUGAGGACAGGAACAACAGCUACCGGGUCUCCACCAAAAGCAACUACUUUGAGAAAGCCAAAACCAUCAUUCCCGAUCGCAUCGCAGACCAGAUGCUGCUCCACUACAUCAACGACGAGCUUGUAUCCUACAUCCACCGCUCCUUGGCUGACGGCACCCUCGAUAUUGUUGGGGAGCAGGGAAAGCAGCUCAUGACCUACCUUGAAGGCUACUACGAGGGGAGGAAUGAGGUCAGCCAGGGAAUGAGCAGCUUUCGGACGGCGACUGGCAAGAAGGGCACUUUCCACAUGCCAACAUCACCGAAAGCUACUCUGGCUACCGCGGAUGAUCCGGAUGACCUCGCUUUCGAGCUCGUUCGCCGGCUCAACAUGCACGGGGCUCCGAGCAUGGGGAGACUGUGGGACCCCGAACUUCCCGGUCUGGCAGAGAUCCGAGACGGGAUGUUGGCUUCCAAGGACAUCACGCUUCACGAGGGUCAGCUCCCGGAUGUCCUCACCAAGGCGACGAAAAAGAUGUUCGGUUCUCUCAUGUCGGACGGAUACCACUCAGAAUUUCCAAGUGAAGACGACAAGAGUGCUGAUGGGCGAGGCAGUGUGCAGGAGAGCUGGUUCAGACAGGACCUUGACACCGCCAACGUGAAGAGAAAAGCGGCUGAAGAUGAUGGGGACGAGGUCACUACAACCGGAGGAGCUACCAAGAAGACACGCCGUUGA